This is a messenger RNA of Cladophialophora psammophila CBS 110553, 2511 nucleotides long. RefSeq lists its product as uncharacterized. Gene Ontology annotation, biological process: DNA-templated transcription; regulation of DNA-templated transcription. The transcript has a single exon. Lineage: Eukaryota; Fungi; Ascomycota; Eurotiomycetes; Chaetothyriales; Herpotrichiellaceae. The coding region runs from base 1 to 2511 and encodes 836 amino acids. Gene Ontology annotation, molecular function: DNA binding; DNA-binding transcription factor activity, RNA polymerase II-specific; zinc ion binding. The record is from RefSeq and is a predicted model, not a curated record.
AUGUCCACUUCACCGUACAAUACUGAUGCCGCCGGCCUUGGGUUCGACCAUAAUCAAGGCCCACCAAGGAAGAAGAUGCGAAAGGGAACGAAGAGUUGUUUGGAGUGUCGGAGGAGAAAGAUCAAAUGCAACUUCGAACCUGGGAGGCCUGCCAUAUGCAACGAGUGCUACGCUAGAGGGUCGACCUGUAUUGAUCAAGAGCACGGGGAUAUCCACGCAUACACGCAGUCCACUUCGGAGCAGUCAUCGUACAGUUUGAGGGAAAGAGUGUCUCAGCUCGAAGACCUCGUCAAACAGGUGCUGAACCGAUUACCGGAGAAGGAUACCAGUGCCCAUGGUGACAGUUCCGCUUCGGAAUCAGAUAAAAGCCAGCUCGAUGCGCAGGCGGCGGAGGUCUUGAAAAGUCUCAAGAGCUCUUUGCGACAGGGAAAUGCUAGCACCGAAGAGUCCAUCGUUCUCCCAGGCGGCAUGCGAGAUGACGCCCCGGCCUUGACCCUAUUCGAUAAUGCCGUCAUUGAGAGAAAAGAGAGCCAGCCCGUGGUGUCACGAGCCCAAUACAAUAAAACCAAAACACUUCUGGCAGCCUUGAAUAAAUUACUUCCGUCCGCGAGUGACCUGGAAGUUAUUCUAGAACAAUCCCACGAAUGGUGGACGAUAUGGAGAAAGAUGUUCCCCGAAAUUACCGAUAGUCGAUGUGAAACCAUCAAAGAAUCUGUUUCGCACUCUUUGCGAUCGGAGAAACCGGCCGAAUUGGCCAAGAUCAUGCUUUGUAUCGCUAUUAGUAUUCACCAACUCCCGGGCCAUUUCAAUUGGUCGCGACUUCAAAUCAAAGAGGAGCCCGCUGAUCUGAUGGAACGAUAUAUUGCUACAGUCGACAAGUUGAUCACUUCAGAUGAUGAGAUCGCGGCCACCCUUGAUGGCAUUGAGUGCAUGAUGCUCGAAGCCAAGUAUCAUGUCAAUAUGGGGCGGCCUCGACGCGCGUGGCUACUAUUUCACCGCGCGCUCGCCUUCGCCCAGUUAUUGGGCAUUCACCGAUUAGCAGCCCAGACGGACAAGACGUCCCUGGAUUAUCAGCGUUCGGUCAAUAUCUGGUGUCAUCUUGUGUUGGGUGACAGAUAUCUAUCUCUGCUGCUAGGUCUGCCAUAUUCUGUCGGUGAAAGCUUUGUCACUCCCUACAUCCCUGUGUCCGGACCUCGACCGGCGCUGGUCAACGAUGGCGAACACUACGUAGGGAAAAUGCUCCCUAUAAUCACCAAGAUGAUCGAUCGAAACCAGAGUGUAGUCCCCAUGGGCUACUCCGCGACCUUAAGGCUUGAUCAAGAACUGGAGGAACUGCACAGCACUCAGGAUCCUAGUUGGUGGGCAACGGACCUCAUCCCUGGUAGUGCGGUUGAAGAUCAUUUCGAUCGGUUACAGGCGCAAUUUUUCCAUCACCAAGCAAAAGUCAUGCUGCAUAUGCCGUUCAUGCUCCGGUCGUCUACCGACAAGAGGUAUCAGUACUCUCACGCCGCCGCCUUGGACGGUGCACGAGAAAUGAUUCGAGUCUACAAGGCCCUACGAACUAACAAGGCCGUGGGUCCCUUCAUCUGCAAGUUGAUUGAUUUCCAGUCUUUUACUGGAGCCAUGCUUUUGUUGUUGAACUUGUGUGGCUACUCACAACAACAUCGUGGCAACAACGCCCAACAGAUGGAUCUGGAGCAAGACCAGAAGGACUCAGACCUCAUCGAUGAAACAAUCGCUCUACUGAAAGACGCAGCGAAAGAACCCGGAGGUGUCGUCGCAGCACAAAGCGCUCAGGCACUAGAAAUGCUCGCCCGUGUCCGCCAGGGCUGCGAUGAUGAUGGUGCCAAAGAAUGUAAGGGCGAGACCUGUCAAGUCUCAAUCCCCUAUUUUGGCACUAUCUCCAUUGGAACAGGCAAGCAUUUCGUCCCCAUCAAACCAGGCACAUAUGUGCAGCGCACGCAGGAGGCGCCCGCAAACACGAUAAUCGCCGCGGGCGGUGUAUCCGCCAACACAGGGUUGCCAACCCCACCGUCAGUAGCUUCAAAUAGCACCCAGCCGUCACCCUUGUCGACAACAAUCGACCGACAGGCAGCGCAAUACCCUCAAGCCCGUCAGCCGCCCAUUUUCGAUUCGACGAACUACAUCGCGCCAGGACUUGAUCAAGCCUGGCCCGACACAGGCGAUGACCCAUUCAUUACAUUUGAUUCCUUCAUGGCCUUUCCACCCCAACCACCCACCGAUUUUCCCUCGGCAGGAGGCGUAAGCAUUUCUUCGGCCGGAUCGGGUUUCACCCCGCAACCAUCACAUCCUCUACAGGGCCAGAGUAGUCCGUACAACAACUCUGGGACGACGCCGCAAAACGACCUCAAUGCCUCAGUGGCUGCGGGUGGAUUGGGCUCCAUCGUGACUCCUGGGUUCCCAUUCGGUAGUUUCCCGUUCGGACAGAGCGGGGUGGAUCUGGAUCAGGGGUGGAAUUGGUUUGGGGUGGACGCGCCUGUCAUCCCAUGA